AUGUCCACCACAGGUCUCAUGGAUCCUGUCCCAGGGGUUGAGCCUACCAAGGGCGGUUUGUAUCUUUGGCGAUUUCUUCCAAACCUGGGUGCUGCCGUUCUCUUCCUCCUGCUCUUCCUGGGCUCCUUUCUCUAUCUCAGCUGGAAGAUGUGGAGGACAAAAGCUUGGUUCUGUACCGUGUUCCUCAUCGGAUGCUUCUUGGAAGUCGUCGGAUACGGUGUUCGAGCGGGGGCGCGAAACCACACGGGAAAGCUCAUGCCCUACGUCGUGCAAAACAUGUUCCUCCUGGUGGCGCCGAUCCUCUUCGCCGCGUCCAUAUACAUGGUUCUCGGGCGUAUCAUAACAAGUGUGAACGGCCACGGGCACACACCCAUCAAACCCUCCAAGAUCACCAUGACCUUUGUCCUGGGCGACGUCUUCUCCUUCGUUGUGCAGGGAGGCGGCGCCGGUCUUUCCGUCGUGCAAAAACCGGGCCUCGCGCAGUAG
Molecule: messenger RNA, 486 nt
Organism: Cordyceps militaris CM01
Lineage: Eukaryota; Fungi; Ascomycota; Sordariomycetes; Hypocreales; Cordycipitaceae
Product: RTA1 domain protein, putative
Exons: 2
Coding region: 1-486 (161 amino acids)
Cellular component (GO): membrane
Source: RefSeq, a predicted model, not a curated record